CCUUGAAACCGCCUCUUCAUUCUUCUUUUAUAAUAUUCUUCCCCUUUAUAUACCUUCCUCACUCCAUUCUUUCCACUCAAUCCUGAUUCUUUCUCUAUUUUCUAACUUUGAAUUUCAACUUAAUCCUUUUCAUCUUUCUUAAUUUCUCUCUCUCUUUCUGUUUCUGGAUUUUUUCCUCUAGAAGAAAAAAGCUUAGGGAUUAUCUCUAUUAAUGGCUUCCCAACAAGAAGCUUCAGCUUUAGAGCUAAUUAGGCAGCAUCUUCUUAAUGAUUUUGCUUCCAUGGACAGCUUCAUUGCGACUCUCAAUCACUGUACCAAUCAAAUUCCCCAACAAAGCCAGCCCCAAUAUACUCCUACCAAAAACAACAACAACAACAUCAAUGAUUUCAAAAUCUCUGAUUUUUUGCUUCCAAAUGAAGAAUCCCAAUUGGAGAUUGAAGUCAAACCUCAAAUCACCACCGCCACCAACUCAGCCAAACCACCAAACCCUUCCCGACUAAGCAACCGCCGCCCUUCCAUUAACGUUGCUAUACCCCCGGCGACCUUUAGAUUAAGCUCGCCGCCACCGCAGUCGAUGGCCGUCUCAACUAAUUCUAAUACUACCGUUCAGAGCACUUCGGACAGCUCAAACGAAAGCAAGCACUAUAGAGGUGUUCGCAGACGCCCGUGGGGUAAGUACGCGGCGGAGAUACGCGACCCCAACCGGCGAGGUUCGAGAGUAUGGCUCGGAACUUUCGACACCGCCAUCGAAGCUGCGAAAGCUUAUGACCGUGCCGCUUUCAGACUCAGAGGAAGCAAAGCGAUACUAAAUUUCCCUCUGGAGGUUGCGAACUCGGCGGAGCCUCUGGCAAGUAUUGGAAGGAAAAGGAGAAGAGAGGACGAGAACGAAAACGAGGAGAUGAGAGAAGUAAAGGAGAUAAAAAAGGAAACGACAUCGUCAUCAUCAUCGACGACGACGUCGUCGGAGAGUAAGGAUCUAAUAAGCUCAUCAGAAUCAGAGACUAGUAGUAGUCAUACAGCAGCACUACCAGUUUGUCCCACUCCCUUAACACCUUCAAAUUGGAUAUCAGUUUGGGACUCUAAAGAUGUGAAAGGAAUUUUCAGUGUGCCUCCUUUGUCACCUUUGUCUCCGCACCCUUCUUGGGGAUAUUCUCAGCUCAUGGUUAUCUAACAAUAUCUCUAAUGGAGCUCUCUAUCUUUGCCAAAUUAAGAAUGCAUUUGAUGCAAUCUAGUACCAUAUAAAAAACACAAAAAAAAAAAAAAAAAAAAUGCUAUGGAUUUGAGUUCUUGGGGUGUGAAAUUGUACAUAUACAUGGCACAGAUAUUGGUUAUUGGAUUUGGUAGUUCACCUUUUUUUUUUUUUUUUUUUUUGGGUGAAUGGUUUUGUUUAUUCAUUGGUUUAAUGAAAAAGUGCUGGUUUUUCUUA
Molecule: messenger RNA, 1426 nt
Organism: Ziziphus jujuba (common jujube)
Lineage: Eukaryota; Viridiplantae; Streptophyta; Magnoliopsida; Rosales; Rhamnaceae
Product: ethylene-responsive transcription factor ERF105
Exons: 1
Coding region: 212-1171 (319 amino acids)
Biological process (GO): ethylene-activated signaling pathway; regulation of DNA-templated transcription
Molecular function (GO): DNA binding; DNA-binding transcription factor activity
Source: RefSeq, a predicted model, not a curated record